Oppiella nova is the source of this 843-nucleotide messenger RNA. NCBI's taxonomy places the organism in Eukaryota, Metazoa, Arthropoda, Arachnida, Sarcoptiformes, Oppiidae. The record is from the annotation of a GenBank genome assembly.
AUGGGCAACACUCAAUCUGAUCUUACCGAGAAAAAAUGUUGGAACGUUAUCAAAUGGGUUCCCGGAGUAAACCUCGCGUACGUUAUCCCGCGUACUAUAGUCUACGCCGCGAUUGGCUCAAGAGAAACUGAGCCUGAACGUUGGGAUGUUAUCAAAUGGAUUCCCAUAGUAAACAUUGCUUAUGGCAUACCGAGGUUAAUUACGUACGCCUGUAAGCGUGACCUUAAAGAGUCGUUAAGUUCCGUAUUGGCAGUUGCGGGCGGCCUACUAGGGUUUCCCGCGGGUAGCGUAGCGUGUGGUCUAGUAUCGGGCGCACUAGCGAGUGUGUCAGGACAAUUUAUGAGUGCACUUUAUCAAUUCGCAGCACAAAUGGUGGCUGGUGGUUUCGCCCAGAAUGUAGUAAUUGGCGGUGGCGACAUCGCACUGACAGCCAUUUUUGAGCCUGAUGAGCUAAAAGGUCUCACGUCGGACGAGAUGGAAAAGUUAGUCUAUGACAAAAUCAUCAAGGACGUACCUUUUGUGGGUGGCGCGUACUCGUUUGUUCGAUCGGGAGUUUAUUUUUGCGAUGACAGUGACGAAUGUGCCGAGAGUUUAAAGAAUAGCGUCGCUAAUUGCGUGGGCUCGGGGUUAGGUGCUGCCGGUGCCGCGUACAUCGCCCCGCACGCCCACCAGGCCUGUGUAAAGUGGCUCGAAUCUUACCAAGAUGACCUAGCUCGAAUUGCCGCCUUAGGUAUGAAACCAACGAUACUAUCUGCGGGACGACUCCCGGGGGCGGCCGUCAAAUAUGUCAUUCAAAAAGAUGAAUUCAUUACCAAAACAGUUGCCAGGGUAAUAAAUCAUAGC